GCGUCCUCCUCCCUCUGCUGCGUCUUGCACAGCGCAGCGCGCACUGCUCCAUAUUCCAACUCAUCACCUGAGUGAGAGUGUCUGCGGUGUCUGCGGUGUUUGCGGUGUUUGCGGUGAGGACGAGCAUCAUGGGGAGGUUAGACGACCUGCGGCAGUUUAACUUGCUGAAAUGGCUCAGGGAGGAGAGACAGUCGAGGAAACUGAUUCUUUUCAUUGUUUUCGUGGCGCUGCUCCUGGACAACAUGCUGCUCACUGUGGUCGUUCCCAUCAUUCCCAGUUACCUGUACACUCUGGAUGAGACAGCAGAGGUGAACGUCACAGUGACGCAGCAGCAGCAGCAGACUCCUGGUGGAUCCUUCCACAGCAUUGUGUCUUUAUAUGACAACUCUGUGAGACUUCCUGUUACCAACAGCACAGACAGACCCACCACGGUGGUCCCCACACACCAGGACCUGCCACACAACUCGUCUGACUGUCCCCAGUCUAAAAAACGGCUGCUCAAUGAGAACGUCAAAGUGGGAUUGUUGUUUGCAUCCAAGGCCACAGUCCAGCUCAUCACCAACCCCUUUAUAGGACCACUGACCAACAGAUAUCAAAGCAAUAACCUGCCAAUCGUACAAAUGCUGUUCUCCGCUCUGUGUCUCUUCAGAAUAGGAUACCAAAUUCCAAUAUUUGCUGGUUUCUGUAUCAUGUUCCUCUCCACCAUCAUGUUUGCCUUCUCAUCGAGCUACGCUCUGCUGUUUCUGGCCAGAUCGCUUCAAGGCGUGGGCUCAUCCUGCUCCUCUGUGGCUGGAAUGGGAAUGCUUGCUAGUGUGUACACAAACGAUGAGGAGCGAGGUCACGCCAUUGGGAUCGCUCUGGGAGGCCUGGCACUGGGAGUGUUGGUUGGGCCUCCGUUCGGCAGCGUGAUGUACGAUUUUGUUGGGAAGACGGCUCCUUUCCUGAUUCUGGCGUUCCUGGCUGUGUUUGAUGGAGCUCUGCAGCUCUUUGUUCUUCAGCCCACCAAGGUUGAACCAGAGAGUCAGAAGGGAACUCCACUGUUGACACUGAUGAAGGAUCCAUACAUUAUAAUCGCAGCUGGUGCCAUAUGUUUUGGAAACAUGGCCAUAGCCAUGAUGGAGCCAACACUGCCACUCUGGAUGAUGGAGACCAUGUGUGCCAGGAAAUGGCAGCUAGGCAUUGCUUUCUUACCUGCGUCCAUCUCCUAUCUUAUUGGAACCUACAUCUUCGGCACAUUGGCGCACAAGAUGGGAAGGUGGCUUUGUGCUCUGAUCGGAAUGAUGAUGGUUGGAAUCAGUGUUAUAUGUGUUCCAUUAGCUCGUGACAUCUACGGUCUGAUUCUUCCAAACUUUGGCGUUGGCUUUGCUAUUGGAAUGGUGGACUCCUCCAUGAUGCCUAUUAUGGGUUACCUGGUGGACCUGCGGCACGUGUCUGUUUAUGGAAGUGUGUACGCCAUCGCUGAUGUGGCUUUCUGCAUGGGAUUUGCUUUGGGUCCAUCUAUUGGAGGAUCCAUAGCUGAGAACAUCGGCUUCCCCUGGCUGAUGACCAUUAUUGGAGUUGUGGAUAUUUUCUUUGCUCCACUUUGCUUCUUUCUCAGGAGUCCACCAGGACAAGAAGAAAAGAUCGCCAUUCUGUCAGACAGCAACUGCUCACUGAAGACGAUGUCCUACUCCACACAAGGAACGCACGUUCAGGGUGAAACCAUGGAGCCAGAGUAUGACGAUUAAGAGCUUCAUCCUUCAGAGGAUCUAUUUUGUUGUACAAAAAAAGGGAACAGAAAAAAAUCAACAGCCAAGAUAUUUCCAUGUGAAUGUCCUGCGGUCAGUCUUUACUGUUCGGUGUCUUCUUAGCAGUCGUACUGGAGCAAACCAAAGUUGUUCUUCAUCUGUGUUUGCAAGCGCAUCGUGUGAGAGAUAUUUUUUAGCCAACAGCCUUAUUCAAUAGGGACAUGUGUCAUGAAGCACUUUUAGACAGUAGGCGGGUGCUGAGCGACAGAGUUUGGUGUGCAGUGUGCUGGUAUGUGGGGUUAUUUAUUGUGUACUAUGUCAACAAAACUGUUGUUUGUGUAAAACUUGAUGGACA
Solea solea (common sole) is the source of this 2082-nucleotide messenger RNA. RefSeq names its product solute carrier family 18 member 2 (gene slc18a2). Bases 129 to 1727 code for a protein of 532 amino acids. The record is from RefSeq and is a predicted model, not a curated record. Gene Ontology annotation, molecular function: xenobiotic transmembrane transporter activity; serotonin:sodium:chloride symporter activity. NCBI's taxonomy places the organism in Eukaryota, Metazoa, Chordata, Actinopteri, Pleuronectiformes, Soleidae. The transcript has 15 exons. Gene Ontology annotation, cellular component: terminal bouton; synaptic vesicle membrane. Gene Ontology annotation, biological process: xenobiotic transport; aminergic neurotransmitter loading into synaptic vesicle; transmembrane transport.